UCCCUUGUUUUUAGUACAGCUUCUAGGCUGCCCUUCUCCUUUCUUCUUGUAAUUAAGAGAGAUGGAUUCAUGCACAUUCUUGUUUUAAUUCUAUGCUGUAGGUUCGAGUGUUAUGUGAGAAAGCAAAGGAGAUACUAAUGGAAGAAAGCAAUGUCCAGCCUGUGAAAAGCCCUGUAACAAUUUGUGGCGAUAUUCAUGGGCAGUUUCAUGAUCUUGCUGAACUUUUUCGAAUUGGAGGAAAGUGUCCAGAUACCAAUUACUUGUUUAUGGGAGAUUAUGUGGAUCGUGGCUAUUAUUCUGUUGAAACUGUUACGCUUUUAGUGGCGCUGAAAGUGCGUUAUCCACAGAGGAUUACUAUUCUUAGAGGAAACCAUGAAAGUCGUCAGAUUACUCAGGUUUAUGGAUUUUAUGAUGAAUGUCUGCGAAAGUAUGGCAAUGCAAAUGUUUGGAAGAUCUUCACAGACCUUUUUGAUUAUUUUCCAUUGACUGCCUUGGUUGAAUCAGAAAUAUUUUGCUUGCAUGGUGGAUUGUCCCCAUCCAUUGAGACCCUAGACAAUGUAAGGAACUUUGAUCGUGUUCAAGAAGUUCCGCAUGAAGGCCCGAUGUGUGAUUUAUUAUGGUCUGACCCAGAUGAUCGAUGUGGUUGGGGAAUAUCACCUCGUGGUGCUGGAUACACUUUUGGCCAGGAUAUAUCUGAACAAUUCAAUCACACAAACAACUUAAAGUUGAUUGCUAGAGCUCAUCAGCUGGUCAUGGAUGGGUUUAAUUGGGCACAUGAACAAAAGGUGGUUACCAUAUUCAGCGCACCUAAUUAUUGUUAUCGUUGUGGAAAUAUGGCCUCUAUUUUGGAAGUUGAUGAUUGCAAGGGCCACACAUUUAUUCAGUUUGAACCAGCUCCUAGGAGAGGCGAACCUGAUGUCACCCGUAGGACACCUGAUUACUUCCUUUGAAGCGGUUGCCUUCACUAGUCCAGUUUCGUUUACUCUGCAAUGCUUCCUGCUUCUUCCUCUCCUCAAAUUUAGCUGGCUUUUGAUCAUUUUAGCAGGCCUUUGUCUGGUUGAUGGCAAGUUCAAUCUAAAGCGUGUAAAAUAUAUAGCCAAAGAAGAUGCAUUUGAUUUAGCUUACUCUAGAAAGCUUGAUGGAUUUUUGCUGAGAGCUUGCCUAUCUGAUGAGAUUGACAGCACCAGGAUGUGUUAAUUGUGUAGAUAUUCUGCUUCUAUUUUGUUUAUCAUCCCUUUUCUCUUUCUUCCUCGCUCUCUUAUUAUAUCCUUAUGGGACCUAAAGAGGAAAAGGAUUUAUGUCUAUUGGGUGAUCACUGUCUUUUGUUUACAUUUGCUUCAUUUUUAUUGAACUGAUGAUGUGAUGUUCUAA
This is a messenger RNA of Carica papaya (papaya), 1371 nucleotides long. Lineage: Eukaryota; Viridiplantae; Streptophyta; Magnoliopsida; Brassicales; Caricaceae. The record is from RefSeq and is a predicted model, not a curated record.